Messenger RNA from Porites evermanni, 8970 nucleotides. The record is from the annotation of a GenBank genome assembly. Lineage: Eukaryota; Metazoa; Cnidaria; Anthozoa; Scleractinia; Poritidae.
AUGUCAUAUGACGCAGUCCCCGAUUCAAAGCCAGUGGGAGCAGCAGAAAACGUGACAGACGGCGAAAACGAGGACGCUGUCGCCACGCUGGUGGAGAAACCAAAAUGUUGCUGUCCGUGUUGGAAUCGCACACGUUUUUUAGGGGGAAACAGACGUGCUUAUGUAACGGUGUUAGUCUUAUUUCUCAUAAAUCUUCUGAAUUAUAUGGACCGGCAAACGAUACCAGGUAAGAAUACCAUGACAAUAAAUGCUGUAUUGUCUGGACGGAAAUUUACUGAAUGGCCAUUUUCCUCCCUUACACCGCCCCCUUUAAUUAUGAUAAUUUCUUCAACUUCAAGGAGACCCUACUGCCUCGUAAAUGCACGCCAGAAAGGGCUUGAGAAGAAUUGUAAGGAACCCUGCCACUUGUAUGAUUUCCUCUCAAAUCUUUACAAAACAAAGCACUUGAAAACAAAUUAACAAACCAACAACCAAAAGAUUAAAUAAUCCACGAAAAAGAAUCCAUUCCUUUUCGAUAUUAUGACAUAUUUAUGGUCUAUACUUCUGGCAAUGUGUAGAAUACCAUAUGUUUUUAUAUGAAGUAAACUAUGUUGGAGUUAAAAUCAGUGUUUUCAGGUUAAGCCAGAAUUUCCUUUGUCUCUGGUGAAUAUUAUUAUGGCUUGGAAGCAGAGGAAAUUCUGAAUCAAGCUUGGUUUAUUACUACCCAAGAUGGCAUUUCUACUGAUAACACAUAAACAGCAGUUGUGUCUCAAUUUGCUGAUAAAAAGGCCCGGGGUGGGUGGGGGGGGUGGCGAGUACUUGGGUUAAUGUUUGCUGGGUAUGUGCUGCUGGCCUCUCAGAGCCCCUACCCCAUUGCAGUCUAUUUUUUGGCCAAUUUAUAGACCCCAUCUUAGUCACUUUUUGGAAAAUGCAAUUUUUGCAAUCCCAACUUAGUCACUUUCUAUUUAUGCAUCUACCUUAUCAAUGUGGUUUCAAGCGGCGGAAUGUAAAUGCGGUCAAUGUGAGCUUCUUGUUAAAUUUAAUAAACAACAAUUUUCUGAUUUUUUAACCGAGAAUCUUCCCAUUUUGAAUCCCUACUUAUCCCAAAACCAAAAAUUUGCGACCCCAUUCUAGUAAAUCUAUUGAAAAUGCAACCCCAUUAUAGUCACCCCAGUCAUGAAAAUGCAACCCAAUCGAGCGGCACAUCCCUAUUAGCCUCUUAUAAGGAAGUACCCCCCCCCCCCCCCCGGCAAAAAGAAAAAAUUUGAUUAAAAAAAAUACAACCCCACAACCACCCUUUGAACCCCAGGGGGAACACCGCAGGCAGGAAACUUUUUUUCCACCACAACACCCUCACCUGGCCCUAUGCUACCCCCCCCCCCCCCCCCUUGGUAAAAAGGAUAUACUUGAUUACAUAAAUGUCACUCUAGAAUCCAUCCUUGGAGACCCAGAGGGGAUCAGUCAGGUCAGGAAUUUUUUCCUGACCCAACUGACCAUGCCAGGUCUCCUAGGAUGUCUAGAAUCAUGAUAUGUGAAUAAAUAAUGAGAUGCAAUUUAUUAGAAGUAAUUUUGAAUAUUUGCUCUAUUUUUUCAUCAGGGCUUUUGGAUAAAAUUCAGAAAUAUUUUGACAUAACAAACUCAAAAGCAGGCUUGUUACAAACUGUGUUUAUCUGUAGCUAUAUGGUUCUUGCUCCUGUAUUUGGUUUUCUUGGGGAUCGAUACAAGAGAAAAUAUAUAAUGGCAGCAGGGAUAUUAGUUUGGUCUGGAACUGUUUUUGCUAGCACUCUGCUCAAUAAAGAUGUAAGUAAUGAAAGAUGCAGGGUCACCAUGAUUUAGUACUUACAUACGUAAUUACUUGGGAAAAAAAACUACCAUAAGAACACUAACAAUGUCGUAGUCCUGUUAAAUCAUAUUAAUAGUGCUCAUUGUAAAGAGUAUCAUAAUGUUAUUUUAAAGCUAUUAUAAAGUUGUCAACUUUAUUAUGUAUAAUUUAGAUGUCUUGCAGAGGUUUACAAAGAAUUUGAGUGAAGUAAAAUUUAAAUUUGGUUUCUACAGAGAGCCUGCCAUUUCAAGUUUAACAAAAGAACUUCAACUUUAUUAUAUAAACGCCAAUGAAAUACCAGGUUAGCUUUCACAUGAAAACAUGAGAUCUUCACUUGUGAACAUACCAUGUUAUUUUUACUGGUGAAAUGAUGAAUUUGCACUAUUCACAGCCAAGAAAUGUUUAAGUGAAAUACGGGGCUGUAGUUUGGUAUUUCAUUGGUGUUUACUGAAAUAAUAAUAAAACAUUACAUGUCUGCUUCGAGAUACAAAAUUUUUUUUCUCAUGUUGAUUAAUAUUUUACUGAUUGGCUGCAUUUACUCUUGAAAUAUUUUUCAGCACUUGAAGAGAAAUUUUGUAUCUCUGCACAGCCAUGUAUUAUCCUCUAUUUUUUCUCUUUGACUGCAGUCUUUCUGGUGGUUCCUUGCCCUUCGUGGUGUUGUUGGAAUAGGUGAGGCUAGUUACUCAACCAUUGCACCCACCAUCAUAGGAGACCUUUUCACUGGAGACAUGAGGACUAAGAUGCUCUCUGUUUUCUAUUUUGCCAUUCCUGUUGGAAGGUAUAUAGUGUAAUCACAAACUGGGGUGUUUAAGUAUCUAUAUAAUAAAAGGGAAUAAGUCAUUGAAUAAACUGGGCUGGAAAAGUUGUGGGACAAGUGAUUUUCUUUCUGGGUAAGCAACUUUUGAAGCUCACUGUCAGUGAUCCAGGGUUCAAGCAGAUCAUCCUCGAACUAAAUCAUAAAGCAAUAUAUGAGAUCUGCUUGCCCAAAGGACAUGCUGAAAUUCAAGUUUGAUUCGAGCCCUGAAUAAAGCCUUGAUGUAAACAUUAGAAGAGUGAUGUAGGAAUUGAUAUUGACUGAUCACUUUUGCAUUUACUAUAUAUUACGUAAAAAUAUGAAAUAUAUCUUUUUACAUGUUAUUGUACAAGUCCAGCUGAUGGUCUUUUUGAAACAAAACAUGUAGACAAGGCUUGCAGGCUUGGAAGCUUAAAUUUAUCUUAGACCAUAAAAGCAAUAGUAAAUAUUACACUCGUUUGAAAAUAGGCCAUUUGUACAAUGGCGUCAUUGUACUAUUACAGCCAGAAUCCUUCAGGGUAUUGCUUUCUUGUGCAAAUAAUAGCUUUUGUUAUUUAAACCUCACUGGGACUACCAAAUUUAAAUAUGGAAGGAAAAACAAAAUGAAUUCUAGUCUUAGUUGUAAAAAUACAUCAUCGUGCAUGAUAAUACACUUAAUACAGAAUGAUAAUACACUUAAGUUGAUUUUAAAGUAUCAUGUCAGUAUAAUUUAUAUAAAUAUUUUAUAAUAAUCUUAAAGCUUUAUUGGCCUGCUUAUUCCUUGAUGCAAUCAAUUUGAAUAAAUUUAAAUAAGAUUAUGAUAAUUUAUUAAUAUUUUUGUCAUAUGUUUUGUCUUAGUGGGCUUGGUUACAUAGUUGGUACAACAGUUGCCGGGGCUUUUGACAAUAAUUGGCAGUGGGGACUUCGUGUAAGAUACUUUUCUGUAUUUAUUUGCUUUUCAAAAGUCCCUUUUUGCUUCUCUGUUAACUAAAAAGAAAAAAUUACAAUCAAUAAUGUGAUAUGUACUUCUUCCAAAAAAAAAAUUACCCCUCAAAUUUGACUCUUAACCUUCUAAACCUCCAAAAUCCAAGUUCAAACUUUCUAAACUGAUCUCCAUAUAUUUCCUUAAAGAACAUUAUUUGAGAGGAUUUGUUUCAAGGGUCAAAUUAUCUUCCCUUUGGUUAUCAUUCUUAUUUGGUCAAACCACAGACACCCGCUUAUUAUUGCGGACAGUUUUACAUUUCCUCUAAAUUUACCCCACAUAAUAUGGACACCCCGUCAAUACGAACACUUUCUACGACCCUCAGUGUCUGCAUUAAUGUGCUUUGGCCAUCAUUUUACCGUAACCGAAUUUCUUGAUUUUUUAUUGACAAUGGUAAGAGAAAAUUGAUGCUGGUUACCUUUGGAACAUAGCGUUAAAUGAUCCCAAUCUCAAAAUGAUCAAGGCCUUUUUUCUUUGCACCCUAAGAAUUAUCCCCAAGUAUGUUUUGGAGUGGAAUGGUAUACCACAAUAGAGGGAAAUUACCCUGGCUAACCUUCCUUCUAAUUCAGUUGUGCAUCAGUGCACAUGUUUUUUAACAUUCUUAUAAAUCUUAUCCUUUCUUUAUUCACAUUAUAUAUUUGCUUUAGCUGUAGAACAGAUUUAGAGGGAAAUUACCCUGGCUAACCUUCCUUCUAAUUCAGUUGUGCAUCAGUGCACAUGUUUUUUAACAUUCUUAUAAAUCUUAUCCUUUCUUUAUUCACAUUAUAUAUUUGCUUUAGCUGUAGAACAGAUUGUGCAGCCUGGCAAAAACAUGUGUGAAAUUAAAAAGUGCAAUGUUUCUACCACUUUCUCUUAUAUUGUUUAUUAUUCAAGCGGCUCAAAAUCAAAUAACCUCCACUGUCAAUGUCUCAUUUGAAGCUCUCUCUUUUUUGUGCAGGCAACACCUAUGCUUGGUGCUGUGUGUGUCCUCCUUUGUGUCUUCGUUGUUCAUGAACCCAAAAGAGGAGCAAUAGAGAGAGGGGAAAACCCAAAUGCUGUUUCAGCUUCUAAUGUACACAACACAUCCUCCUGGCUCACUGACCUGAAGUAUCUUGCCACAGUGUGAGUUUUAGUCUAUUUUCAUGAUUCACAAUGUGUACCACAUUAAUUUUAUACAUCUGUCUCUCCUCACUCCUCGCCAUUAGUCACUAGCAGCAAGCAGCAAGGCGAGACAGCUGUAUUUCAGGCUAUGUAUUUAAGAGCUUUUGACUUAUUACGUCUGAAAAACCUGCAUGUGAUACUUUUUUCUCUUCAUCUAUUAUCUUUGACUGUAGAAGAUGAAAAAUUGAUAUUGUCCAAGCAACAAUGCUGGUCAAAAAUCAUAAUUUUGAGCAUCAAGCACCAGAAAUUUCAGAAAAAAAUUGUGAGUUCUUAAUGAGAUUCAAACUCAUGAUCCUCCUUAGAUUGGAUGCUCUUUCACUGAGCUCCUGGAGGCUCUAUUGUGAGCAGGGCCAAAAUUUAAUUAAUUACACACCAGGUAGAGAGGACUGUAUCAGGGUCUUGCUCAAAAUUAACUGUCGACCAACGCAUAAGACCAAGGCUGUCCAAUAUUUUUUUUAAAAAAAGGUGAAUCAAGCAUCAUAGUUAAAGUUCAGAAAAAAAGUUGUGAGUGCCAGAUGAGAUUCAAGGUAAAUCUAGUUUCAACGUGAGGUGCCUCCCAGGCAUUUUGUAAAAGCUGGGGACAGAAUAAGAUGAUGUGCAUGAAGAACUUUCUAACCUUUUUUUAUAUUUAUAUCUUUGUUUUAUUCUUGCUUAUGACAUGAUAGGAAGAGCUUCAUUUGGUUGACUCUGGGGUUCACUUGUGUUGCAUUUGUUACUGGAGCUUUGGCAUUUUGGGCCCCCAAAUUUCUAUCUAAGGCAAGCAGUACACAGGGAAUAUAUGAGACUGAUACAAGGUGAGCACAGAUGAGUGAUGUUGAAUAAGGGUGUACCGGUAAUCCAUAUGGGUCAGUACUCCUUUUAUAGAGGUUCUAGUCUUUGUACAGUAAUCAGAGUAUUUGAAGGUGAAAUAGAAUGUAGGUAAAGUCUGUGCUCAGGUUAAAUUAACUAGUAUUUGUCUUGUCAGGGUUCUAUAAGUUCACAUGGUUCUACAGGUAGUAGUAUAAACAAAUAAUAGCAUGAUUUGUAUGUGAUGUUUGGCAUAAAUACCACGAGUGACAUUUCAAAAUUGUUGUACAUAAUUUCACAGGCUGUUAGUGAAAUUGGAGACAAUUAUAAAAUAUCAUGAGUGGUAUUUAUGCCAAAUAUCACAUACAAAUCAUGCUAUUAUUUGUUUAUACUACUACCUGUAGAACCAUGUGAACCAUGCUUAACAGCCGAAAGACUUGAGCCUUCAGUUAAAUAACCCCCAGAUGAUAAUAAGGUCCUUGUUUAAGCAGCAAAGGAGUGACAUUUUUCUUUUCAAUUUCAUUUUGAAGUAUCAACUUAAAGGUUGGCGGCAUCACUUGUGCCGCUGGAAUAUUAGGUGUGGGGCUGGGUGCAGAAAUAGCCCAGCGGUACAGAGUACGAAACAGAAAAGCAGAUGCUCUUGUAUGUGCGUUUGGAUUACUAUCUUCAGUGCCUUUCCUCUAUGUAUGUCUUCUGUUAGCAGAUAAGAACAUCAAAGUGACAUAUGUGAGUAGUACUACGAUUUUAAAUGGGUGUUGUUCAUGGUUACUUGUUAAUUUAGUUGGCAAUGUAUUGUGCUUACCUUGUGCUACUUUUGUUUUUUCAGGCUCUUAUAUUCUUUGGCGAAGUGCUACUCUUUAUGAACUGGGCACCUGUUGGAGAUAUGGUUUUGGUAAGGCAAAAACAUUCAGAGUUUUUAAACAAGUAUUAUUAUUCAUUCAAAAUAUUUCCUCAAUUCUGAUUGGCUAAAAGCACACGCAUAAUUCACCAUAACCAGCUACUGAUGGCCAAUUUGGAAGAAUUUUGUGAUUAAUGAACGGAUGAUGUCAAAAGUGCAGCGUCCUUGCAGGUUAAUGCACAGUUGACUGAGAACACUUGGGGAGGAGGUUGAGUUGUUUUGGUUGCAAAAACAAAAAUGCGGGACAUUUCACUCGUUUCAAGAGUAAGAGUUAGGCGAAAUAAUAGCUAAAAACAUGGCAAGAACAGCAAGAAGACAACUCGAAGGGCGACAUCUGCUAUUUAGAGAAUAUUUGCAGAGGUGAACAACCCUAAACGUGUACUAGCGAAGAUGAACUUAACAUCGAUGGAGGUAAGCAUGUUUUAGCUGUGUUUUUAAACUCGGAAUUGAUUUGAAUGAUUAAUGAAACAAUUAUUGAAUUUGGCUUUUGUAUCGUAUGAAGAAUUAUGGAGAUCUCAGAGGGUGUUUCCUCCUUGGCCUACGGCCUCGACAGAUAACACCCUCCUCAAUCUUCAUAAUUCCUCAUAACAUACUCAGCCUCAUUCAUUAAUUGUUAAUUAUUGAUUUCAGUACAUAAUCAUUCCUGCUCGUCGCUCAACUGCUUCAGCUGUUCAGAUUCUUGUCUCACACUUGCUGGGUGAUGCAGGUAGUCCAUGGCUUGUUGGUAAGGUAAGAUUCUUAAACUCAACAACAGAUUUUAUUACACUAUGGCUAGUUGAGCAUAGUGAAUGACUUAAACAGAUCAUUCAUAAUAAGGUUUAAAACCCUGAGUUACGAGAGCAUAUACUAGCUGACUUUUUAUAAGCUUGGUUGGGAGGUCUUACUCGGGACAACAAAAAGAAAACAACCCCAGCCAGAGCUGAGAGUUCUAGGCUUGAUCAGUUUUUAAGUUUGGUGAGCUGACCACUCUGUCACACCACCACUACAUUUUGCCGGGUAGGAUGUCUCAAGUACAGUAAAUGCCCACAAAUAAGAACCUACUUUUUUUGAAGUUUGGCAAAAUAGGUUCUUGUAUUUUGGGAUUUUUAUUGGCAAUUUUGGCUAAGUGGGUUCUUAAUUAGGUUCUUAAUUUCUGUGAAGGAGAUAACUGAUUGUUGAUUGCCCAAAUAAGAAAUAAAUUUGGGUUUGGUCCUUAAUUAUACGGUAUUUAAUCACAACUGCAUUAUUAAAACCAUAACAAAACUGAUUACAGUAUUUAUGUACAGUUUGGUACAGUAUGUUCUUGUUAUGCUUAAAUCUUUGGUUAAAGGUAUUCGUCAUAAUUUAACUGCAACCCACAUAUAAGAACCUGCUUGAUCUUGCUUGGUGCUAAACGGGUUCAUUUAUUUUUGUGUAUUAAAGUGGCAAAUUUCUGUCAGAAGGUUCCUAAUCCAUUAGGUUCUUAUUCACAGGUGUUUAUUGUAUCAGCCUUAUAGUAAUUUCGUGUUGUAGACUAAUAAGAAUCAAAAACUAGCACGUUAAAUAUUACGGCUGAAUAAGUUUCAUUUCGAAUGUUCACGUCAGUGCAUCAAUUGGUCCACCGCCUUAAAGGUUUAAACUGCAUACUGAAUGAAUCGUACAAUGUUUAUGUACUGGUGAAGAUGUUUCUUUUGAAUGGUCGCACCGUAGGGUUUUAUUCACAGAGCUUAGAGUUUCAACAUACAAAAUAAACAGUACCGUGUUAAGGUACUGCUACUCUACGAGAAGUGGUUUCUUCAGGCCGGACGCUAUACUAUGUAGCCUACGGCCAGGAGAUACCACUGCUCGCAGGGUAAGGUACUGCUAAAGUGGAGGCUGCAAUUGAAUGGUCUCACCGUAGGAAGAAAAGGCUCCAUUCCAUAGCCUCACAAUUUAAUGGUUAAACCAAGAUUCUAUUCUUUUUUAUACAGGUUUCUGAUCUAAUAAGGGGAUCAAAGACCAACGAUGCGGCUCGGGCAACAAGCAUGGAGUAUUCGCUUUAUAUGACAACAUUCAUUUCUGCCCUGGGUGGAUUUUGUUUCAUAAUGUGCUCAUUCUAUCUGGAAAAAGAUCGAGAAAAGGCAGACGAAUAUAACAGGACUCAUGAUGAUGAAAGCUCACUGUUAAGCUCUGUGGCCGCAGAUAAUUAUCCUUCCAACUGUUGUGGAAACCAGACAUUAGAAAAUGAUGACGAUGAUGAUGAUCACCUGAUAGGAAUAGAACCUGACACUCCUACUACUCCAACUCCGUCUGAAGGACAAACACUUGUAGUUCCAGUCGAUGUUCAUUCUUCGGUACCAGUCCAAGAAAUACACGGCAACCACGUUAUGUGAAUACUGACCAUUUUCAUCAAUUUUAUAAUAUAUAAUUUCAGUUUUAUAAUACUGAAUCGUACGGCGAAUGAAAAGAAACAAAUGAUUUCGUUCUUUUACAUUUCUUUAGUGAUCUUUUGAAAGAUUACUUGGAUGAACGUUUGUUAUAAAAACACCUUGAAUUUUUCCUAAUUUCAGUAACGUUUCUAAUUCGCAUUUUAAAAUAAGACAUACAGUACAAGUAUUUUUGAGUGGAUUGUGAUCUGCACCUAAAGACGUGUC